AUGGAUGUUUCACCUGAUUUCCACAGACGCAACUGGCAUUUGGAGGCAUCAGCACCAGAUCAGGAGCUCAAGCCCCUUCUUUUGUCACCGAAGCCUCCCAUCGAAGUGUCACAGGCUUCCUCCUACAAAAGCCACGCACGAGACCGCCUCUCAUAUGGGGAUGGAAGCCUGCUCGAGGACACCGGCCAGUUCUCCACGUCAUCUUCCUCCGGUUCUGGCGAACACCCCUCAGGCAUGGUGUUGUCCUCCCCCGAGGGAACUUUCCCCAACCAAUUUACAACAUGGGAGGAUCCCACCUGUCCACCAGGGUGCUCGUUUGAGGUCGGCCCUCCACACCCGGGGCUUCCCGUCCACGUUUCCUCCACGAAGUUGCCCGCCAUGACGGGGUGUCAGCUGCCACCACUUCAACAAUCUCCUUCUGCCCUAAGUGGCUGGCCACCCUGCCUGCCGUGUGCGCAGGCAGCACUACAUCAUCGUCAAACACUGCAGCCACUUCAGUCAGAACCUGGUCUCAGAAAUUAUCACGUAGAAAGGCCACUAAUGCGGGAAGGAACCGAAGGCAUUGGUGGAGCUCCAAGUCGUCGAAAGAACGUUACACGUGAGAGUACCUCCAUCUUGAAAGCCUGGCUUCAAGGCCACAUUCAAAAUCCCUACCCGACCAAAGGUGAAAAAAUUAUGCUGGCUAUUAUCACGAAGAUGACUUUGACGCAGGUCUCCACGUGGUUCGCUAACGCACGACGACGCCUCAAAAAGGAAAACAGAAUGACUUGGAUGCCAUGCACUCGCCCUGAAAACAUCAAACAAACUUCGACCCCGCCGACGCUGGAAGACACCCAGGCUAGGGAGGAGGGUGAAUCUGAGAAAUCCAAGUUGAACAUCAAUCAAGGAGUCCAUAGAAGAGGUCGAGAAGGUGCCACGUUCGAAUCUCAGACGUCGCCUCAGUCAUCAUGGGACAGUUUGAACUCACUUUGGCAGCGACCUCGACAUGAUGAUACGCCCGACGGAGGCCAAAUCCGCCAGCCCAGUGAAUCUCAGCAGCACUGCCGACCUCAGCACCAUCCACCCCAUCCCCAGUUUCCUGCUUGGUCGUGGCCCAGCGUCCCGCUGCCCCAACUCCUGUCCCACCACCCGGAAGAGAGCCCUUACCCCCCACCAUACCACACGUCAGCAGAAGGAAGCCAGACGUACAGUGGUGGUGGUUACGAAGGCGGUGUCCAAAGUGCCACAAGGUCGCCUUCUGCGAGGAGUCAACUUUAUCACCUGCCAGCACUACGGACUCCGGGGGAAGAGUUUGUCGUAAAAGAAGACCCUGGUGAAAGAAACCACUCUUUGACUGACAUCCAUUCACCAAAUUUGCUAGAAGGCCACAAUGAUCAAGGAAACCAGGACAUGAAAUCAAAUUGCAUUUUGUAG
This is a messenger RNA of Mesocestoides corti, 1413 nucleotides long. The record is from the annotation of a GenBank genome assembly. NCBI's taxonomy places the organism in Eukaryota, Metazoa, Platyhelminthes, Cestoda, Cyclophyllidea, Mesocestoididae.